AUGUCCCUCGGGGGGACCACAGGCGACAACACGCGCCUGCUUCGGAAGGCUCCAGAGGAGGAGGAGGAGGAGGAGGAGGAGGAGGAGGAGGAGGCGAUGCAGGCGGAGGGCGUGCGGGAGGUGGCUGUGGCAACUGGCCUGGAGGUGCUGUACCAGGAGACCCCCAACUACCGCGGAGCGGCGGCCGAGGCUGACCGCAUGAUCGAGCCAAGGGAGACGGCUAGGCAUGCCUGGCGAGUGCCAGACCUGGGCUUUGCUGCUGCUCUUGCUGCUGCUGCUGCUGCUGCUGCCGCUGCUGCUGCCGCCGCCGCCGCCGCCGCCGCCGCCGCUGCUGCUGCUGCUGCUGCUGCUGCUGCUGCUGCUGCUGCUGCUGCUGCUGCUGCUGCUGCUGCUGCUGCUGCUGCUGCUGCUGCUGCUGCUCCUGCUGCUGCUGCUACUGCUGCUGCUGCUGCUGCUGCUGCUGCUGCUGCUGCUGCUGCUGCUGCUGCUGCUGCUGCUGCUGCUGCUGCUGCUGCUGCUGCUGCUGCUGCUGCUGCUGCUGCUGCUCCUGCUGCUGCUGCUGCUGCUGCUGCUGCUGCUGCUGCUGCUGCUGCUGCUCCUGCUGCUGCUGCUGCUGCUACUGCUGCUGCUGCUGCUGCUGCUGCUGCUGCUGCUGCUGCUGCUGCUGCUGCUCCUGCUGCUGCUGCUGCUGCUCCUGCUGCUGCUGCUCCUGCUGCUGCUGCUCCUGCUGCUGCUGCUGCUGCUCCUGCUGCUGCUGCUGCUGCUGCUGCUGCUGCUGCUGCUGCUGCUGCUGCUGCUGCUGCUGCUGCUGCUGCUGCUGCUGCUCCUGCUGCUGCUGCUGCUGCUGCUCCUGCUCCUGCUCCUGCUGCUGCUGCUGCUGCUGCUGCUGCUGCUGCUGCUGCUGCUGCUGCUGCUGCUGCUGCUGCUGCUGCUGCUGCUGCUGCUGCUGCUGCUGCUGCUGCUGCUGCUGCUGCUGCUCCUGCUGCUGCUGCUGCUGCUCCUGCUGCUGCUGCUCCUGCUGCUGCUGCUGCUGCUCCUCCUGCUGCUGCUGCUGCUGCUGCUGCUGCUGCUGCUGCUGCUGCUGCUGCUGCUGCUGCUGCUGCUGCUGCUGCUGCUGCUGCUGCUGCUGCUGCUGCUGCUGCUGCUGCUGCUGCUGCUGCUGCUGCUGCUGCUGCUGCUGCUGCUGCUGCUGCUGCUGCUGCUGCUGCUGCUGCUGCUGCUGCUGCUGCUGCUGCUGCUGCUGCUGCUGCUGCUGCUGCUGCUGCUGCUGCUGCUGCUGCUGCUGCUGCUGCUGCUGCUGCUGCUGCUGCUGCUGCUGCUGCUGCUGCUGCUGCUGCUGCUGCUGCUGCUGCUGCUGCUGCUGCUGCUGCUGCUGCUGCUGCUGCUGCUGCUGCUGCUGCUGCUGCUGCUGCUGCUGCUGCUGCUGCUGCUGCUGCUGCUGCUGCUGCUGCUGCUGCUCCUGCUCCUGCUCCUGCUCCUGCUCCUGCUCCUGCUCCUGCUGCUGCUGCUGCUGCUGCUGCUGCUGCUGCUGCUGCUGCUGCUGCUGCUGCUGCUGCUGCUGCUGCUGCUGCUGCUGCUGCUGCUGCUGCUGCUGCUGCUGCUGCUGCUGCUGCUGCUGCUGCUCCUGCUGCUGCUGCUGCUGCUGCUGCUCCUGCUGCUGCUGCUCCUGCUGCUGCUGCUGCUGCUCCUGCUGCUGCUGCUGCUGCUGCUGCUGCUGCUGCUGCUGCUGCUCCUGCUGCUGCUCCUGAUGCUGCUGCUGCUGCUGCUGCUGCUCCUGCUCCUGCUCCUGCUCCUACUCCGCUGCUCCAGCUGCCGUAG
Molecule: messenger RNA, 1818 nt
Organism: Closterium sp. Naga37s-1
Lineage: Eukaryota; Viridiplantae; Streptophyta; Zygnematophyceae; Desmidiales; Closteriaceae
Source: the annotation of a GenBank genome assembly